AUGUCUGGUGUUGUCAAUAGUGAAAAGCCAAUACCUGAUUAUAUGGGUGUUGUAAAUACGGACACUGAAUCAAGUGAUUCACAAAAAGAAGAUAGCCUUAAACAAAAGUUCAGCGCGGAUAAUUUUUCUGGAGAUGAGAAGUCUCCUCAUGCCAUUGAUAUCCCAAAGAAACCACCAUCUGAUUAUAUCACUGUUUGUUUAAACUGUAUUAUGAUUGCUUUUGGUGGAUUUAUGAUGGGCUGGGAUAUUGGUACUAUUGGUGGUUUCAUUGCUCAACCAGAUUUUAAAAGAAGAUUUGGUUCUACAAAUAAGUAUGGUGAACAUUAUUUAUCAAAGGCUAGGACGGGGCUAUUGGUUUCCAUUUUUAAUAUCGGGUGUGCCAUUGGUUCUGUCACUUUAGGUAAUAUUGGCGAUAUCUAUGGCCGCCGUCUAGGUUUAAUUAUUGCCACUAUAAUUUUUGUUGCCGGUGUUGUUAUAGAAAUAGCCUCUAUUGACAAAUGGUACCAAUAUUUCAUUGGUAGAAUUAUAUCUGGAGUUGGUAUGGGAGUUGUCGUUAUUUUGUCUCCUAUGCUAAUUUCAGAAGUAUCUCCAAAGGAGCUGAGAGGUGCUAUGGUUUCUAGUUUUCAGUUAAUGAUUACACUAGGUAUGUUCUUGGGUGAUUGUACUGAAUAUGGUACUAAGAAGUAUUCCAAUUCUACUCAAUGGAGAGUUGGUCUAGGUCUACAAUUUGCCUGGAGUUUAUGUAUGGUUGGUGGCAUGCUGUUUGUCCCUGAAUCUCCAAGAUUCUUGGUUGAAAAAGGCAAAAUUGAAGAAGCAAAACGUUCGGUGGCCAUUUCAAAUAAACUGAAUGCUACAGAUCCCGCUGUAAUUGCUGAAGUGGAGGAAAUUCAAGUUGCUGUUGAGCAGAGAAGAGCUGAAGGUGAGGCUGGAUGGAGUGAAGUUUUUGACUCUAGAACUAAGGUUUUACAAAGAGUUAUUAUAGGUAUUAUGAUUAUGGCUCUGCAACAGCUGUCAGGUGCCAACUAUUUCUUCUACUAUGGUACCACUGUUUUCAAGUCUGUUGGUCUGGAAGAUGGUUUUGAAGCUGCCAUUAUUUUUGGUGUUAUUAACUUUUUUUCUACUUUUGUAUCAUUGUAUCUGAUUGAUAGAUUCGGUAGAAGAACAUGUUUAUUAUGGGGUGCAGCAGGUAUGAUUUGCUGUAUGGUUAUCUUUGCCUCAGUUGGUGUGACAAGACUAUGGCCAAAGGGUAAAAGUGCUGGCAUUUCAUCCAAGGGUGCUGGUGACUGUAUGAUUGUCUUCAGUUGUUUCUUUAUCCUAUGUUUUGGCGCUUCUUGGGCUCCAGUUCCGUUUGUCAUUAUUUCUGAAUCUUUCCCAGUAAAGAUAAAAUCCAAAGGUAUGGCUUUGGCAAUUGUCUCAAAUCAAAUCUGGACAUUUUGUAUUGGCUUUUUCACCCCUUUCAUCACAGGUUCUAUCAAUUUCUACUAUGGCUAUGUUUUCUUGGGCUGUUUAGUAUUUGCUUGGUUUUAUGUUUUCUUCUUUGUCCCAGAAACCAAAGGUUUACACUUGGAAGAGGUUAACAUUAUGUGGGAAGAAGGUACUUUACCAUGGAAAUCAGCUAAUUGGGUCCCACCAUCACAGAGGAAUGCAGACUAUGAUGUUAAUGCAAUGGCCAACGAUGACUCUCCAGCAUGGAAGAAGAUUUUCGGUAAGCAAUAA
Messenger RNA from Henningerozyma blattae CBS 6284, 1716 nucleotides. RefSeq names its product sugar porter family MFS transporter. Gene Ontology annotation, molecular function: carbohydrate:proton symporter activity. The record is from RefSeq and is a predicted model, not a curated record. Bases 1 to 1716 code for a protein of 571 amino acids. Gene Ontology annotation, cellular component: plasma membrane. Gene Ontology annotation, biological process: transmembrane transport; carbohydrate transport. The transcript has a single exon. Lineage: Eukaryota; Fungi; Ascomycota; Saccharomycetes; Saccharomycetales; Saccharomycetaceae.